Molecule: messenger RNA, 3222 nt
Organism: Nannospalax galili (Upper Galilee mountains blind mole rat)
Lineage: Eukaryota; Metazoa; Chordata; Mammalia; Rodentia; Spalacidae
Gene: Dsg4
Product: desmoglein 4
Exons: 17
Coding region: 1-3222 (1073 amino acids)
Biological process (GO): homophilic cell-cell adhesion
Cellular component (GO): desmosome; plasma membrane
Molecular function (GO): calcium ion binding
Source: RefSeq, a predicted model, not a curated record
AUGGUGCUGCUAGAUAAGAAAUCUACCCAGGGAUCAGGCACUGCAGCUGACCUGGCUUUCAAAUACAAAGAGAAAUAUUAUUUCCCAUUACCAAGCCUAACUCUUUUAUCUUCAUGUUUUUUGUUGUUUUUGGUUUUGUUUGUGGUGAUGCUGGAAGUGAAUGGUGAAUUUAUUGUUGAGGUGAAAGAACUAGACAUUGAGAACGGCACGACAACGUGGCAGAUGGUCCGAAGACAGAAGAGGGAGUGGAUCAAGUUCGCUGCCGCCUGUAGGGAAGGCGAAGACAACUCAAAGAGGAAUCCAAUUGCCAGAAUUCGAUCAGACUGCGAAGUGAGCCAGAAAAUCACAUAUCGAAUCUCUGGAGCAGGGAUUGAUCGUCCACCUUAUGGAGUGUUCACUAUCAACCCUCGGACUGGGGAAAUCAACAUCACCUCAGUGGUGGACAGGGAGAUAACCCCACUGUUCCUGAUUCAUUGUCGGGCUCUGAAUUCCCGGGGAGAAGAUUUGGAGAGGCCUCUGGAGCUCAGAGUCAAAGUCAUGGACGUGAAUGAUAACCCCCCAGUCUUCACACAGAACGUGUACACAGCCAACAUCGAAGAAAACAGUGAUGCCAAUGCACUGGUGGUAAAGUUAAGUGCUACAGAUGCAGACGAAGACAAUCACUUGAACUCUAAAAUCGCUUACAAGAUCAUCUCCCAAGAACCCGCAGGUGCACCCAUGUUCAUGGUGAACAGGUACACUGGAGAAGUCCGCACGAUGUCCAAUUUCCUUGACAGAGAGCAACACAGCAUGUACAACCUACUGGUAAGGGGUUCGGAUCGAGACGGAGCCACAGACGGGCUAUCCUCCGAAUGCGACUGCAGAAUCAAGGUUUUAGACGUCAACGAUAAUUUCCCCAUCUUGGAGAAAACUUCGUACUCAGCAAGUAUUGAAGAGAAUUGUUUGAGCUCAGAACUGAUACGAUUACAAGCAAUUGAUCUUGAUGAAGAAGGCACAGACAACUGGUUGGCCAAAUAUUUAAUCCUCUCUGGUAAUGACGGGAACUGGUUCGAAAUUCAAACAGAUCCACAAACCAACGAGGGCAUUUUGAAAGUCGUCAAGAUGCUGGAUUAUGAACAAGUGCCUAAUAUUUACCUCAGCAUUGGAGUUAAAAACCAAGCUGAAUUUCACCCCUCAGUUGCUUCUCAAUUCCAAAUGCACUCAACCCCUGUGAGAAUUCAGGUUGUUAAUGUGAGGGAAGGACCCACGUUUCAACCAAGUUCCAAGACUUUUAGCUUACGAGAAGGAAUAAGAGGAGAUUCCUUAAUGAACUAUGUGUUGGGAACAUACACAGCCAUCGAUACGGACACUGGAAAUCCUGCAACAAAUGUCAGGUACAUCAUAGGGCAUGAUGCAGGCAGCUGGUUAAAAGUUGAUUCACGGACUGGUGAGAUCCAGUUUUCUAGGGAAUUUGAUACAAAGUCAAAAUACAUUACUGAUGGAAUGUACGCAGCAGAGCUCCUGGCUAUAGAUGAUGGCUCUGGAAAAACAGCUACGGGAACCAUUUGUAUUGAGGUUCCGGAAGCCAACGACUACUGCCCAGUCAUUCAUGCUGAAAACAGCAUCAUCUGCAUCGGCACGACGUCCACCCUCAUCUACGUCAACGAUCGUUCCUUUGGGUCUCCCUUUACCUUCUGUGUUGUUGACCAGACACUAGACACAGCUAGCAAGUGGGUUAUCAGUCCCCUCAACGAAACCUCUGCACUGCUUAUGACUGAGGACACUUUAUCUCCUGGAUCUUACCAAAUCCCAGUCCUGGUGAAGGACAGCCAUAACAGAGCAUGCGAAUUGCCUCAGAUUGUGCUGCUGGAAGCCUGCUACUGUGACACCUACCACAUAUGCUCCCACUCAAGUACCACAGGCGUCUACUCCGGGGACCCCAGCUGGGUGAUAACUGACAACUAUGGGACUGUCACUGACGACGGAGUCAGACAGUCAAAUGUUAGACUUGGGCCAGCAGGGAUUGGCAUGAUCGUCCUGGGCCUCUUACUGCUGCUCUUGUCCCCUCUUUUGCUGCUUAUGUGUUGCUGUAAGCGAAGACAGCCAGAAGGCCUGGGGACCAGGUUUGCUCCUGUGCCAGAGGGAGGUGAAGGAGUGAUGCAGCCCUGGAGAAUAGAGGGGGCCCGUCCUGAGGACAGAGAUGUGUCAAAUAUAUGUGUACCCAUGACAGCCUCUAAUACCCAAGAUCGCAUUGACUCCUCUGAAAUCUACACCAACACCUAUGCCGGUGGAGGCACUGUGGAAGGGGGUGUGUCAGGAGUGGAGCUCAAUACAGGUAUUGGGACAGCUGCGGGCCUGGUGACUGGGGCAGCAGCAGGAGCCCUGAGGAAGAGAGGAUCAACCAUAGGGACGCUGCGGGAAUACCAGGACACCGGCAUGAACAUGGCCUUCCUGGACAGCUAUUUCUCUGAGAAAGCAUAUGCGUAUGCAGAUGAGGAUGAAGGCAGACCAGCCCAUGACUGCCUGCUCAUCUACGAUCACGAGGGCGUGGGCUCUUCCGUGGGCUCCAUUGGUUGCUGCAGUUGGAUUGUGGAUGAUGUAGAUGAAAGCCACAUGGAGACUUUUGAUCCAAAAUUCAGGACUCUUGCUGAAGUCUGCCUGGACACAGAAAUCGAGCCCUUCCCUUCACACCAGGCCUGUAUACCCAUCAGUACUGACCUUCCUCUGCUCGGCCCUAAUUACUUUGUUAGUGACUCUUCAGGAAUGACUCUGUCAGAGGCUGAAUUCCAAGCAGAGAUGGCAGCGGCAUCUGAGCCCAUAAUUCACGGGGAUAUCAUAGUGACUGAGACCUACACUACUGGUGACCCCUGUGUACAACCCACGACAAUUGUUUUUGAUCCUCAGCUUGCACCCAAUGUGGUGGUAACCGAAACGGUAAUGGCACCUGUCUAUGAUGUUCAGGGGAAUAUCUGUGUACCCGCAGAAAUAGCCAACACACACAAUGUGUACUAUGCUGAGAGAGUAAUGGCUAGCCCUGGUAUGCCAGACAUGAACAACAGCAACAUGACUGAUGCUUGUAUGGCGCCCGUGAUGAGUGGAGGUAUCUUGGUAGGACCAGAAAUUCAGGUGACACAAGUGGUGAGCCCUGACAUUCACAUUAGCCAAACCAUGGGCUCCACUUCCCCCGUGGCCUCUCGACAGCGAGUAACACGAUAUAGCAAUAUACAUUACUCCCAACAAUGA